UUUCUUUGUUUUAAAAUUAUUCACUAUGUUAUCGUCGGAAGCUUUGGGAUAAAUUUGUCAGAUGAAAACGAUUUUAUGCAUUUUGCACGAAAAGUAAGUUAACUAGGUUAGGUGCUUUAAUUUAAAAAUGUCGUUACCAAAUGGCUGGCGGAGAGAAGAAAUAGUUCGAAAGAAUGGACUGUCUUCGGGGAAGAUCGACGUCUACUACUACAGUCCUGACGGUCGAAAAUUUCGAAGCAAGACUCAACUGGCGAAAGCAUUUAGGGACAAAAUCGAUCUAUCAAACUUUGAUUACAAAACCGGCAAAUUAGGACUUGGCAGCAGCACUUCGUACCACAAGAAGACGGCCAGCAGACACGAUGCCAACGUCACCAUGCCCAUUCGUCAGACGGCCUCAAUUUUCAAACAACCUGUAACCGUCAUAAAAAAUCAUACUGAUUCCAAAACGCGAACGGAUUUGAAACAGGGCACUCAAGAACAACCUCGACAAAUAUUUUGGGAGAAAAGACUUCAAGGUCUUUUAGCCAGUGACACCACUGGAGAACAAAUGUCCUCAUUCCAGCUGCCAAAUUCUAUUCAAAGUUUAACACCUGAAUUAGUUGGGACAGAAAAUCUUCUCCACAGCAUAGCAGCCGCCCUUCAUUUGGGGAACCAACCGAUAACUGGACAGUCAAUGAGCAGUGUCCUGAUUCAGAAGAAUCCGUGCGCCAACAUAAAUGCCGACCAACCACUUAUUCAGAACGUUGUCAUCAAUGAUAUCGACAUCCAAAAGCAGGAAGCCAGAGUAUUAGAAGCCAGGAAAAGAUUACAAAGGGCCAUGAAUGCUGUCAUAUUGUCGUCUGCUUGAGAUACAUAUACGUUUUGAUAUAUAAUUGUAAAACAACUUUGUACAUUUCAGAAUAAUAAUACUACAUUUGAACAGUUUUCUUUAUGGAAUAAAAUCAAAAACACCUGAUGGAUAUUUUAAAGUUUCCAUUAUAAACAGGCACAGGGAUGGCAGUUUUCAUUUACUUCUCUUAUUUUCAUCAAGACAUGUCAUUGUAUUUCAUGCGCGUGUGUGAAUGAUUCAUGCACGCCUGCAUGCUGACAAUUCAUUGGUGGACUUAUUCUUAGAUGUUUUGUGCAUGUACAUAAUAUAUUGUGUUGUCUACUUUACUAAUUUCAAUAAAAGAAAUUGUAUUCUUUGUUAGAAAAUUA
Helobdella robusta is the source of this 1197-nucleotide messenger RNA. RefSeq lists its product as hypothetical. The transcript has a single exon. Gene Ontology annotation, molecular function: DNA binding. NCBI's taxonomy places the organism in Eukaryota, Metazoa, Annelida, Clitellata, Rhynchobdellida, Glossiphoniidae. The coding region runs from base 128 to 847 and encodes 239 amino acids. The record is from RefSeq and is a predicted model, not a curated record.